Molecule: messenger RNA, 1320 nt
Organism: Daldinia loculata
Lineage: Eukaryota; Fungi; Ascomycota; Sordariomycetes; Xylariales; Hypoxylaceae
Exons: 6
Coding region: 1-1320 (439 amino acids)
Source: RefSeq, a predicted model, not a curated record
AUGCAUACCAAGAGUAUUCUUAUCGGCCUGCUAGGCAUCACGGCUUUUGCCGAAGCCUCAGCUAUCCACCGUCCGUUCGAUCAGAUUAUGAACCGACGAGCGGCCCGAGCCCUCAACACCCGACAGUUCGGCGGUGGUCAGUUCAAUGGCGCCAAAUUUGGUCAAGGUGGCCAGGGCGCCAAUAAUGGCCAGAACCAAGCCAAUCAGAACAACAAUGGUCAAAACGGCGGUAACACCGGAAACCAGAACAAUAACAAUGGUGGCAACAACAACAACCAGGGCUCAUUGACGUUGAACCAAAAUGCCGUCCAGACCGGUUCGCAGUCCAAUGGUAACCCAGAUGCAGCAGAUGGAGAAUCGGCUUCCAAGACCGACAAUGCCAACUUCAUCAACUUCUGUAGCGGUCAGACUUUGACAAAUGGUCUUCAGGUGAAGACAGGUUCAUGUAACGGUAUCCCCAUGGGUAAAAUCCCCUCAACCAGCAAGAUGGUUUCGAGUGUUCUGAUCAACCCUCAACACAACGACAACAUUCAGGCCAACAAGGACUUUAAUAUUCAAGUUCAAGUGGCGAACUUUGCACCCGGUACAUUCACGAAUGCCGCCAACACGUACUACUCUGCGCCUCAGGAUCUAGAUGGCCAAGGACAAAUUAUUGGCCAUACCCACGUUACAGUUCAAGACAUGGGUAACUCUUUGAACCCUACUCAGCCUCUUGAUGCCACCAAGUUCGUUUUCUUCAAGGGUAUCAACGAUGCGGGUAAUAACAAGGGACUUUUGUCGGCUACUGUUACCGGUGGUUUACCCGCUGGUAACUACCGUGUAUGUACCAUGUUCUCUGCCGCUAACCAUCAGCCUGUCCUCAUGCCUGUUGCCCAACGUGGUGCUCAGGAUGAUUGCAAUAAGUUCACUGUUGGUGGCAACAACAACAAUGCUGCCAACGGCAACAAUGCUGCCAAUGGCAACGGUGGAAACGCCGCCAAUGGCAACGCCGCCAACGGAAACGCCGCCAAUGGAGCCAAUGGUAAAGGUGGUAAAGGACAAAGCUCAAGUAAUUCGAACACAAAUAACAGUGCUGGCGGUAAUGCUAACAGCAAAACCCAACAGACUAAGAACCUUGGCGGCGCACCUCCGAGUGUAACAAACUCUGGGGAUGCUAGUAGGCCGUUUGCUGUCAACGGGAAUACGUUUGUGAACCAAGCUGCUGCUAAGCAGAGGGCCUGCGAUAUACAAAACAACAAGUGCAGCGACGCAGCGAACGCUGGUGCUAGUUUCAAACUUUCGGAUUGCCAAGCGCAACUUCAAACUUGCCUCGCGGCAUAG